AUGCACGUGACUUCCCGAUUCGAUCAACAACCAAGCUCCUUCUCUCUUCCAUCAUGCCCUCUGCUUGCACCAGUGGAUAUGGCGUCGACGGCCCUCCCAGUGAAGCGCUCCUCAUCUCACUUUGAGGAAAUCGACAGCAAGCGCCCGAAACAAUAUUAUCAUCAUCACCACCGCCUGAAGAAGCCCAUUACCCUAGCAGCUUCGUCUGAGCCCGCCGUUCAAGAUGAGGCCCACUUCGACUACCUUAUGAAUCGCUCGAUCGGUACAAUUCUUCAGGAUGUGGGAUUCGAGCUAGCUGAUCCCGCCGCGCUAUCGAGCUUGCGCAGCGCCGCAGAUUCAUAUCUUCUUCGCAUCUCAAAAUAUGUUCGCCAGUCAAUGUUAGCAUCCCGACGUACUCAACCUAUUCCUCCCGACUUUGAACUCGCUCUUAGUCGUGUCCGUCUUUCUCCCGAUGACCUCCGCCCCUAUACAAAAUCACACGAAAAUAUUACUCCCAUUCCGACUCUCCUCCCAUCACCUCCGCCUGAAGAUGAACUUACGCGUAAAAUUCCUUUCUUGAAUGCAUUGCGCGGUGAGGAAUCAUCAACAAAUCGCUCCUAUGUCCCGAAGAAUUUCCCCGACUUCCCUAGCAAACACACAUAUUCCGCCACAGCAGUUUUCACAGAGCGAGAUAAUGACCCUCGGCAAAUUCGAGAACGCGCUGCAGAAGAUGGACGUCAUGGUGAAGAGGCUCUCCGUAGGUUAGCUGCCGCAGCACACCGAGGUGACAAUGUGUCUAGUUCUGGCGUGAAGGAUAAGAAGCUUUGGGGCCGACGUCUCGAGAAUAUGGAAACUAUGUUUGAAAGGACAGUGAAGGGGCUUGCGAAGAAAUUACAAAAAGAUCAGAAGGAUCCGCUUGCGCUUGCGCCUACGGCGGCAGCUCUUAAUUCUGCUAUGGAGAUUGAUUCGGGUACCCAUGCUGAUGGAGAUCCGAGGUCGAAACUUAAACCAUCUUUGAAUCUGGAUAUGGGUCCGAUCGUCAAUUGUGAGCGCGAUUUCUGGCGUCGGCCUGCGACUGCUCUCCGUGGGAAAGAGGAAAAACCGGCUAAACCGGCUCCUCCUGGGAUGGAUGCUUUGCGCACAUAA
This is a messenger RNA of Penicillium angulare, 1125 nucleotides long. Its product is annotated as TBP-associated factor 8 family protein. NCBI's taxonomy places the organism in Eukaryota, Fungi, Ascomycota, Eurotiomycetes, Eurotiales, Aspergillaceae. Gene Ontology annotation, molecular function: protein heterodimerization activity. Gene Ontology annotation, cellular component: transcription factor TFIID complex. The transcript is spliced from 2 exons. Bases 1 to 1125 code for a protein of 374 amino acids. The record is from RefSeq and is a predicted model, not a curated record. Gene Ontology annotation, biological process: transcription initiation at RNA polymerase II promoter.